ACACACACACACACACACACACAGUGGGUUAUGACAGGUGAGGAAUUUUUACAGUAGUGUUGUAUUGAAGGUGUGUUUGCUCUCGUCAGCAUAAAGAGAAGUUUUUUUAUGUGAACUCAGUGAGAGAGAGAGACAGAGCUGACAGCUUCCUCUUCAGGACAGACAGUCAGGAGGUUUUCUAAAAUCACGUCUGCUCCCCAGAGGAUUAACCGGAACAUCGACUCUGAAAUAUCAAACUUUUGUUAAAAAGUUAUCGUGAGGAUGGAGGGCGAGGAGGACGGGUUGGGCCGGGUCAGGGAGCUGCAGGAGCAGAGGAUGGCGGUGCAGAAGAAAACCUUCACCAAGUGGAUGAACAGCGUCUUCUACAAGAACGGGGAGCCGUUGGAGCUGACGGACGUUUACACCGAGCUAAAGACCGGAGUCGUUCUGAUCCGUCUGCUGGAGUUCAUCUCCAGAGAGAAGCUGCCGCCACCCAGCCGCCGCAAACUGAGAGUCCACUGUCUGGAGAACAACAGCAAUGCCAUUAACUUCCUCAAAACCAAGAUUCGGGUGGAUCUGAUUGGUCCAGAGAAUGUGGUGGACGGAGACCGCACGCUGAUCCUCGGUCUGCUUUGGAUCAUCAUCCUCAGGUUCCAGAUUGGACCCAUCAACCUGGACGAGGCUGGUGGAGGAGGUAGUGUGGCUCAUCGCUCGGCAAAGGAGGCUCUGUUGAUCUGGUGUCAGAGGAAAACGUCGGGUUACGAUGGCGUUGACGUGCAGGACUUCUCUUCAAGCUGGAGGAGUGGACUCGCCUUCAAUGCCCUCAUCCACGCACACAGGUCUGACCUGUUUGAUUACCGCCGUCUCCAUGCCGAUGACCCCCGUCGUAACUUGGAGCACGCCUUCUCCAUGGCUGAGCGAGAGUUUGGCAUCAUGCAGCUGCUGGAGGUGGACGACAUGGUGGUUCCUCACCCGGAUGAGAAGUCCAUCAUGACCUACGUGUCCCUGUACUACCACUACUUCUCCAAGAUGAAGCAGGGACAGACCAUCCAGAAGAGACUCACCAAGGUCUGAAAGAGCGGUUUUCAUAGUAGUGAAACAAAAUUAUCACAAAUAUCUUCCUUUUUACAAGUUAAAUACUUUGAGAUAUAUACAUCUACAUUUUAUUAGGAACCUUGAAAACAUUUUAAAACAUUUCCCCCAAGCUUCUUACUGGUUAACAGUU
Labrus bergylta (ballan wrasse) is the source of this 1204-nucleotide messenger RNA. The record is from RefSeq and is a predicted model, not a curated record. Lineage: Eukaryota; Metazoa; Chordata; Actinopteri; Labriformes; Labridae.